This is a messenger RNA of Actinia tenebrosa (Australian red waratah sea anemone), 1918 nucleotides long. RefSeq lists its product as uncharacterized. Lineage: Eukaryota; Metazoa; Cnidaria; Anthozoa; Actiniaria; Actiniidae. Gene Ontology annotation, molecular function: protein binding. The record is from RefSeq and is a predicted model, not a curated record.
CCAAGACGAAACUCCACACAAACAAAGAUGGAGUCAAAGGAACAAGAACAACGAGACGUUACAACAUUCUCCGAUCUUCCCGAAGAAAUCUGGCUACACGUUUUCUCUUUUUUACCAGUGUCUGACAUUUUUACCAUCGGCUGCACCUGUCAUCGGCUUUUUUAUCUUACGAAUCAAGAUGUGGUUUGGAAAAGAAGAUUUCGAUCGAACAACGAUCAUUUAUUAACUUUACCUUCUGGCAAUAACAACAAUUAUCAUUCCUCGUCUAAAAAUAAUAACAUUCGUAAAGGAAUUUGGAAAAAACUUUAUCUGAAGGCUAGUUAUGCUAUGUCUUUUGGGCUCAGGAAGGCAAACAAGGACGGGCAGAGACUUUGUGCGGAGUUUGUGAGGAGAACAUCAGGUAGUGGAAUUCGGUUUGAUAGUGAAGCACCAGAAAGCAUGUCUGUCGAGUUAUGGAUAAAACUGCAUAAGAAAAAACCUGAUGGGAUUAUACUUGGUUGUCAGAGUGAAUCUAUGAGUUCUGCUCGUUGGGCAACAUAUCACUGGCAGCUACUGCAUAUAGGGCCUGACAGAUGUAUAAGAGGAUCAUUGGAGCCUUACAAGUUCAUGAAGGGGCCAAGGCUUGAUGAUGAAUGGCAUCAUGUAGCUAUCACUGCAUCAUCUGACAGCCAGACAUUAUUAGUUGACGGGGUUAUUGUGGAUACUAUUAACUUUGGCAUUGGCCAUGAAUAUCAUAGACAUUUUAUGAGAUAUUGUCAGCUUGGCAAUGGAAUUAUCAGUUAUGGUGACCUAACCCCAUGGACAUCUGAAGCAAUGCCAUCUAAUCACUGUGACUGGUACCCAUUCUUUGGCCUGGUGAGAGAACUAAGGAUUUGGUCUGGCAAAUUACCAGAUUCAUCUGUACAACACAACAUGUACAAACACAGAGUUGACUUAUUGUCACAUGACCACAACUGUGUUCUGAUUGGUUACUGGCCUUUCAAUAGACUUGCGUCAGGUCCCUGGCCUUGGCAGGGGUCAUUAGUUUCAUGUAAAUCACAUUUAGAAGAACCAAAAGAAAAUAUGUCACACUUGAGAACAGUUUGUUCUGCACUUCCUUGAAAAUGAUCACCAAGAAACUUGCUUAAUAAUAACAGACAUGUGACAGUCACAACUGAUAUACUGCUGGCCCUCUAUGUUCAACAUCAUAGAAUGAGAUGACACCACCAUUUUACAUGAUUAUCUGAGCCACAGCGAAGGUUUAACCUUUUGCAGAUAUUUUUGAAGCAAAGGCAACAUUUUCUACUCAGAUAUUUCAAAGUAUUGGUUAGGCCAGACUGAUGCCUAACUGAGCCAACCAAGAGGCAGCUGAGUAAGCUACUUAACGAUACAUGGAACACRAUCGGGUCGGGUUUUUUGAACGCUCAUAGCGCUUUUAGUUUAUAUAAAUUUCCCCAUAAAGUAUACAUUUUCUAACAGCUUAAAGUUCAAAUAUUGCAUAUUCGAUUUUACUUUUGGACAAAAAUAAUUCAUUUUGGAUAAAUCGGGCAUUGAUUGCAAACGCUAUGGUUCGACGCGAGAUGUUUGUUCUCCCUCUGGUUAGCGUAAACGGAUCAAAUUUUUUUUGCAUCUUAUUACACGUAUGUUGUUCUACCAAAGUGUGUCUGCGUUUUUUCUUUUAGCUCUUCUUUAAUCUUUUAUUCAAUUCCAAAGUUAUAACUACAUGUUUUUAAGGGCAUUCUUGAGAAAAUGGCAAAUAUCUGASAAAAGAAAAGGAAAAUGAAAAAACGCAGACACAUUUUUAAACUCGAGCAUAGUAGGAAUCCACAUGCCAUGUUUCACGGUAAUUGAUCAAAAACCGAGGGAGAAUAAACCUUCUGAAAAUGUGUAUUUUACCAAAAACUACUUUUGAGAAAAACACAAGUUUAGUUUAAUGGGA